This is a messenger RNA of Micropterus dolomieu (smallmouth bass), 3125 nucleotides long. RefSeq names its product BAR/IMD domain containing adaptor protein 2 like 1a (gene baiap2l1a). NCBI's taxonomy places the organism in Eukaryota, Metazoa, Chordata, Actinopteri, Centrarchiformes, Centrarchidae. Gene Ontology annotation, biological process: plasma membrane organization; actin filament bundle assembly; positive regulation of actin filament polymerization. Gene Ontology annotation, molecular function: protein binding. The record is from RefSeq and is a predicted model, not a curated record. The coding region runs from base 215 to 1657 and encodes 480 amino acids. The transcript is spliced from 14 exons. Gene Ontology annotation, cellular component: cytosol; nucleoplasm.
GGUGUCCCAGUCAGUCAGUGAGGGAGUCCGCCGCAGGCUGCUGAGCAUCUCCCUGCCCACAUGCACGGAGCGAGAGUGCAGACAAGCAGCAGGAAAAGCUUUGGGAUUUAUUAUUCGGCGUGGGUGAACACCUGGAUUACGAAACCUCGUUUUUAUUUCUCUUAGAUUUUCUUUUAUUUUCUUGACUUCUGGGCUUGAGGAACAACCUGCUAUCAUGUCUCGGGGGCCAGAUGAUGUGAGCAAGCUCACUGAAAGUACAUACAAGAUUGUGAUGGAUCAGCUCAACCCAGGCCUGAGGAACCUGGUCAACCUUGGGAAGAACUAUGAGAAGUCAGUCACAGCGAUGACGCUUGCAGGAAAGGCCUAUUUUGAUGCUGUCUCGAAGGUCGGCGAGAAUGCGAUGGUGUCUCCAGUCUCCAGAGAGCUUGGUGUGGUUCUGAUGGAGAUUGCAGAGGCCCACGGGAAAGUCUAUAAUGAACUAGAAGAGAACUUCAAGAGGUUCCACAGAGAUGUUAUUAUAGAGCUGGAGAAGAAGACAGAGAUGGAUGUCAAAUACAUGAAUGCCACCUUCAAGCGCUAUCAGUCAGAACACAAGCUGAAGCAGGACUCCCUGGAGCGCUCUCAGGCAGACCUGAAGAAGCUCAGGAGGAAAAGCCAAGGAAAGCACUCAUCCAAGUAUGAGAUCAAAGAGAACGAGUGUAUGCAGACCAUCUCGUCACGUCAGAUGGACAUGCAGAAGUUCAUCGCUGACGGGUGCAGAGAGGCCUUACUGGAAGAAAAGAGACGCUUCUGUUUCCUGGCGGACAAACACUGCAUGUUCUCCUAUCAAAUCAUCAACUUCCAUGAGAAAGCUAAAGAGAUCCUGGCCAUGAGGCUCCCCAGCUGGCAGGAAAAGUGCAGUGACAUCACUAAGGUGCCCGACACGGUGACAACCAUGAUAGACGUGCUCUCUACCACUCCAGAACAAUCACCGCUGGUUGAACGCUACAACAGGAACAACGUGGAGUCAUCGGUGCCUCCUCCAGCACCGCCGCUAAAGGCACAGAUCAGUCCGCUACCCAACAUGUUCAACCCAGUGCCCAGGUCUCCGCUCACCUCCUCCUCAGACCACAACUCAGACCAGGGAAGUCUUGGAGAGGGCAGUCUGUCCCGGUCAACAUCCCAGUCGUCCGGCCUCAACGUGGGCAGGAGGCCCCGAGUUAUAACCAUUUUCCCCCACACGGUGGGCAACAACGACACACUCCUCAGCUUCAACGAAGGAGACAUCAUCAGCCUGCUCAUCCAAGAAGAGAAGGACGGCUGGCUGUAUGGAGAGCUGGAGAGGACACAGCAGCGGGGCUGGUUUCCCUCAUCUUACUGCAGACCUUACACUGAGCCAAUUAUAUCAAAUAGCAGCAAUCUGGGCACACCGGUGCGUCGUCUGAGUGUGGCCAGUCUGCCAGAGCAAGAGGAGGAGGAGCCGGUGUUGCUGCCGCCACCAGACUACAGCGACUACACCCCCACGAGCCCAGAGAUCCCCUCAAUGCCUUCGCCAUAUAUCAGGGAGUCUUUAGUCAAUGGGACUGCAAAGGCUCCCUUUCUAGGAGGAGGGAAUCCGUUCGCCACAGUUAAGCUGAGACCAACUGUUACGAAUGACAGAUCAGCGCCAGUCAUCUAACACAGAAGAGGAGGAUUUUCAUCGCUGUCAUGCCUUCAGGGGACUCGUGCAACAUGGGGCCCCUGUGACACAGUGAAUAUCACCCCAACCUGACAUCUCACCAGCCUGCAUGCUAGUCUCUCAGUACCAGUCUGCUCUAUUAAAGCGAUCCAUUGUUUCUCGGCACAAGUGUGUUUUACAGUGCCCGUGUGUGUUUUACAUUAGCCACAACAGGGAAACAUUUCAUAAUCAACACGAGGAGAAGCAGGAAUUCUAAAAACAUUUUGUAGUAAAGUAAGUGUUAAAGUAAAAAGUCACCCCAAAUUGUGACUUUGUCUAGUCUCUGAAUGUUGUGUGAAAUUGACAAAUACAUUUGCAUGCAUUUCCUGUGGCUGCUUCACAAUAAAAGCCGCCCCAUGUUUCAGCAACAAUGACAGCAGGAAAUGUUUGCUUUGCAUUUGUAUUACGCUAAUACAGCCCUGAAGACAGUGUGUGCACAAAAUUGCACUGGAUUACUUGCAUACAUUGUUUCCUCUGAAUCCAUCGUGCAAUGGCAGACUCCGCCACUACCAAUAAAAACUUCAAAAUAAAUUACUCUAGUAGUAAAAACGGGGUUUGAUUUCAUGGAAAGCUAAAGGAUUAUAACUUUAAACAUUCUUCAAACAUAUUUCUGCCACAAUCCAAGUGUUUUGUCGACAAACAAACAAGAGGGGGACAGUGUCAUAAGGUCUUUUCAGGCCUUUUUGUGCUGCAGUCACUUCAGUGUUUGAAUACAGAAUGAAGAGAUCCAGAUUUAAAUGAUAGACCAGCACCAGGGCUGUCUUCCUGACUUGCCAAAAAUAGAUUGUUAUUUCUUUUUUUAUUAAUUAUUUUUGUCUGUCUUUUUUUAAAGAGGCAUUGUGAUAUACAACGGUUGUGAGAAUGAAGGGAGAGUGACGAGUUGGGAAAAGGGUUUGUCAUUUGAGUGACGGCAAAACAGUAUGUCACUGUUUAAAAUGAGAAGGCUAUUUAUAUACAGUAAGUUUGUAUGAGAUAUUUAAAUGAAAUAUGUAUAGAGAAGUCCAUUAUGUGAAGGUGUCCCUUUGAAUAUGAUAGCCACUGCUCUCAUGAUCCAAUACUGAUUUUAAUUUGACUGCUGAUAUGUAUUUUAAAUGGGCAAAAUGACCUUUUGAUGAAGGAAAUAUUUUUCACUCUGAUGGUUUCACUGUUUAUUGUAGAUUCUGUGUCCAAUGCACAGUUUAUGCAUCAUAAUAAUGUACCUUGCAUUGUGUGAAUAAAAUGGGAAAGAUACUACCUGUUUUGUAAGGAAAAUUACUUUUUGCCAUGUACUUGCUUCACAGAAUGUACAUGUAAAUGAGGAAAUGUUUUAUAGUCCAGGUUAUUGAUCCUCACAGACCCACUGAUGUUAAGCGUAAAAGUGAACCCAUCAUAUUGACCUACUUAUUGCCUCAUGCUUUCUUCAUAGUACCUUGCCACUGUUGACCAAUGU